GGUUAUUUAAGUUCAGCUACCUAGUGGCAAAUGAUUCUUAUUAAAGAUCCAGCUGGAAACAUCAGAGAAAAUCCUUUGUGUCAUAGCUCAUCAAAUCUUCAACCUCAAGCCACAUCAUGUUUGGAAAAACCAUUCUGCUGUUAUCUCUCCAGAUAAGUCUCCUGGGAAUCACUCUUGGUGGAAAUGUUCUGAUUUGGCCAAUGGAAGGUAGUCAUUGGCUAAAUAUUAAGAUUAUUAUAGAUCAGCUGAUUAAAAAACAGCAUAAUGUGACUGUCCUAGUUGCUUCUGGUGCACUUUACAUCGAGCCCACCUCUAACCCAUCUCUGACAUUUGAAAUAUAUAAGGUACCCUUUGGAAAAGAAAGAGUGGAACAAGUGAUCAGGAACUUUAUUCUGGCAUGGAUGGGAAAUAGACCAUCUCCUUCCACCAUUUGGAGAUUCUAUCAGGAGAUCGGCAGAGUCCUCAAGGAUUUCCACAUGCUGUGUAGGGAAAUCUGUGAUGGUGUUCUCAAAAACCAAAAGCUGAUGGAAAAGCUGAAGAAAAGCAAAUUUGAGGUCCUGGUAUCAGAUCCCGUGUUUCCUUGUGGUGAUAUAGUAGCUUUAAAACUUGGAAUUCCAUUUAUGUACUCCUUGAGGUUUUCUCCAGCAUCGACAGUCGAAAAACACUGUGGGAAGACACCAUACCCUCCUUCCUAUGUUCCUGCUGUUUUAUCAGAACUCACCGACCAGAUGUCUUUUACUGACAGAAUAAGAAAUGUCAUCUCCUACCAUCUACAGGACUACAUGUUUGAUACUCUUUGGAAUUCAUGGGAUUCCUACUAUAGUAAAGCUUUGGAUGGUAGCCAUUGGUUAAAUAUUAAGAUCAUUCUAGAAGAGUUGACUCAAAGAAAUCACAAUGUGACCAUACUGGCUUCAUCAGCAACGUUAUUCAUCAACUCCGAUCCUGAUUCUCCUGUGAAUUUUGAGGGGAUACCUGUUUCCUUCAAGAAGAGUAAUAUAGAUUCCUUAAUUGAGCAUAUGAUAAUGCUGUGGAUAGACCACAGACCAACUCCUCUCACACUCUGGACUUUCUACAAAGAACUAGGAAAACUCCUGGAUACUUUUUUUCAAAUUAACAAGCAAAUCUGUGAUGGAGUAUUAAGCAACCCCAAGUUAAUGUCAAGACUUCAGAAAGGUGGUUUUGACGUGUUGGUAGCUGACCCAGUAACAAUCUGUGGGGACCUGGUUGCUGUGAAAUUAGGAAUUCCAUUUAUGUACACAUUGAGGUUCUCUCCAGCCUCAACAGUAGAGAGACACUGUGGGAAAAUCCCCACACCUGCCUCCUAUGUACCUGCAGCCUUGUCAGAGCUCACUGACCAGAUGACCUUUGGUGAAAGGGUUAAAAAUACCAUCUCUUAUCCUCUGCAAGACUAUAUAUUUCAGUCCUAUUGGGGAGAAUGGAAUUUGUACUACAGCAAAGUUCUAGAAACCUUUAAAAAGCCUAGCAUGGGGCAUGGGAAACCUGGGUUUAUAUCCUCCUAG
Molossus molossus (Pallas's mastiff bat) is the source of this 1520-nucleotide messenger RNA. RefSeq names its product UDP-glucuronosyltransferase 2A1-like. Gene Ontology annotation, molecular function: UDP-glycosyltransferase activity. NCBI's taxonomy places the organism in Eukaryota, Metazoa, Chordata, Mammalia, Chiroptera, Molossidae. The coding region runs from base 117 to 1520 and encodes 467 amino acids. The transcript is spliced from 4 exons. The record is from RefSeq and is a predicted model, not a curated record.